This is a messenger RNA of Macadamia integrifolia, 489 nucleotides long. Its product is annotated as FCS-Like Zinc finger 8-like. Bases 1 to 489 code for a protein of 162 amino acids. The record is from RefSeq and is a predicted model, not a curated record. The transcript is spliced from 2 exons. NCBI's taxonomy places the organism in Eukaryota, Viridiplantae, Streptophyta, Magnoliopsida, Proteales, Proteaceae.
AUGACCAGUAAUCAAGUUCUCAUGGCCGAUCAUGCUUGUUAUCUAAGGUCGUUUAUAGGUUUCACAUCAAAGGGGUUCUCUGAGACGGAUUCAGUGGCGAGCCCAACUUCAAUUCUUGACAUUAAACCAUUCUCUAGCCUUGAAAUUUUUGCAACUCCUCUAGUUUUCACGAGUUGUCUCUCUGCAAGCGAGAUGGAGCUUUCUGAGAAUUAUACUUGUGUAAUCUCCCAUGGACCGAACCCUAAAACAACACAUAUCUUUGAUAACUGCAUUGUAGAGAGUUGUUGUGGAGUUGUUAGGUUUUCUGCAUCGAGAAAGGAGAAUUUUUUCUCGGCUUGUUCACGCUUCCCUUCCGAAAAUUUCCUUAGCUUCUGCUACGCAUGCAAGAAGAAUCUAGGACAGGGAAAAGACAUCUCCAUGAUCAAACGAAGAGGAGGGGUAAUUAUGUCUUUUCGUAUUCUAAAACUAACACCUCUCAAACAGUGUUAG